UCAAUGAUUCCAUCCUUCCCACCUUGCAAGGAUGCUGGCAGCCCUGUGGAUCCAGAGUUUGUCUCUGACUCCAAUGGAAGUUGGUCCAAUAAUUACCUCCCCCACCUUGUUUGUCUGAUUUAGCUUCUGUCGCCUUCAAAGUGCUGGAAGCUAACAGGUGGAAGCCGUCUUAUUCUGGGGUAAGAAUGUCCAUGCAGGGACUUAUCCCUGCAAAAUGAUGCCAGGAAACUUCCCCAUGUAGACUAGUUCUUAGCCUCCUGGGCUACCCACUGGGCAGGAAAGCAUAGAGCAGCUUUAUCCCUAGGACACAUUUCAGAGAAGAAUGCACCCCCCCACACACACCGGGCCUAGCACCGUGAAAACAGUGCCGUCUGGUCCAGCACUUCACUCCCUUCUCUGAAAGGUGUGAGGGCGCAUGAUUGCAGGUGGGGGGAUGUUGGGGUGGACAAGGGGGCGUGUGGGCUUGUGUGAGACGUAUCCUGGCCAUGUUCAUACAGAUAACAGGGCUCAAAAUGGAGGGAAUCCCAAACAGGGAAACAAAAGCUCUCAUUCGGCCUUUGACAGGGUCCAAAUAAAAGUCCUCCCACUUUCUGGGCCCCAAGUAGGGGGGCCAGGCCUGGUCUCCCCACACACCCGGCCAGCUGCCCCUUUCGUAUUUCUCCUUUUUAUGCCUGCAGAUUACCAAGCCCCCCACUGAACUGGCUCCCCAGCCUGGUAACCCUUCCCGGUCUGAUUUCCAGCCCCCCCGACCUAGGGAGAGCAAUGGGCCUUGAGCUACAAGGGGCUAAGACCAAAUCAGCUGCCAAGAGAUUUCUGUGGGACCGAGCUGAUCCGCUCGUCUGACCCCCUGGGCAGCACAGACCAGCGAACCCCCGCAAAGUGCACGCCUUGCUCCCUGGCGUCCCCGCUGCUUGCCCCUCCGGGGAGGAGCUGGGAGAAUGGCCGGCGGUGCAGUCUGGGGUCGUGCCUAAGGGUGAGUUCAGGGAGGCUGAUUUCUGCCGGGGUGAAAGGGGACGGGUUGAGCAGGACUCAUGGAUUCUCAGGACGUGGAAGGGGAGGAAACUCCAGCCAGCGUCUGCUCCGGGUAUCCUGCUCCCCGACUGGACAUCUCAAUAAAGGUUGAAAGGGAGGAUGAACCCCAGUUCCCAGAUGCCCUGGACUUCACUGCGGGAGUGGUCCCCCAGGGGUAUCCUGGUGCCAAACGUGACUUGGUAAAGACGGAAAGAAGUGAGCACAUGGAUGUCCUGGACUCUGCAAAGAGACAAAGUACCCGCAAGAACUCCACAGGUGACUGGCCUGCGAAAGCCGUUAAGGAAGAAGGGCCAGGAAAGGACCAUACUAAGGAGCUGGAGGCCCCCUGCGUGCUGGCAGGGAAGCCCUAUGAGAGCCCUCUGGCCCCUGGCCGCCAGCCAGGGAGCGGGCAGGACGCUCCUGCGGAGUGGACCAGGGCCCUUGGGAAGCGCAGCACCAGGGCCUCCCAGCCGAGGAGCCCCGUGGGGGAGCUGGCGUUGGCCUGCAGCGACUGCGGGUGGCGGUUUGGAGACGUGGCGUCCCUGGGCGAGCACGAGCAAAGCCACGCGGCGGAGCGCACCUUCAUCUGCACCGACUGCGGCAAGAGCUUUGGGCGGCACGCCACCCUGGUGGAGCACCAGCUCGGCCACACGGCGGAGAGCGUCUUCGUCUGCACCGACUGCGGCAAGAGCUUCACCCACAAGGCGGCGCUCACCGUGCACCAGCGCACCCACGCCCGCCAGCGCCCCUUCCGCUGCGCCCGGUGCGACGGCGCCUACGGCUCCCACGCCGAGCUGGUGACCCACCAGCAGGCCCACGCGGGGCCGGCCGCGGCCCUGGAGGGCGGUGCUGAGCCGGCCGCGCCCCUGCGGGCCCCCGAGGCUGAGAAGCCCUUCGCCUGCAUCGACUGCGGCGACAGCUUCCGCUCGCACCCCGCCCUGCUGAGCCACCAGCGCAUCCACGCCGAGGAGCGGCCCUACAAGUGCGCCAAGUGCGGCAAGAGCUUCUGCUUCCACGCCGAGCUGGCGUCGCACCAGCUGUGCCACCCCAAGGAGCGCUGGUUCCCGUGCGGCAGCUGCGAGCGGCGCUUCAGCUCCAAGACGGACCUGAUCCUGCACGAGCGCACCCACCCCGAGUCCACAUGGUGCCUGUGCACAGACUGCGGCAAGGUCUUCGCCGGCCAGGCCGACCUCGGCCGGCACCAGGCCAGCCACGCCGCCAACGUGCACCCCUGCCCCGAGUGCGGCAAGGCCUUCAGUUACCUGACCGACCUCAUCAUGCACCAGCGCUCGCACGCCGAGAGGCUCGUCUCCUGCAACCAGUGCGGCAAGAGCUUCGGCUCCCGCGCCGAGCUCCUGGUUCACCAGCGCGUGCACGGCGACAGCCAGUCCUUCACUUGCACCCAGUGCGGCAAGGCCUUCGGCUCCCGCACCGACCUCAUCACGCACCAGCGCUCGCACGCCGAGAGGCUCGUCUACUGCAACAAGUGCGGCAAGAGCUUCGGCUCCCGCCCCGAGCUCCUGGUUCACCAGCGCGUGCACGGCGAGAGCCGCUCCUUCACCUGCACCCAGUGCGGCAAGGCCUUCGGCUCCCGCACCGACCUCAUCAUGCACCAGCGCAGCCACCGCGACCGCCAGUCCUACUCGUGCACCGAGUGCGGCCGCGUCUACAGCAACCAGUCCUACCUGGUGGCCCACCGGCGCAUCCACACCGGGGAGAAGCCCUACAAGUGUGCCGAGUGCGGGCGCAGCUUCAGCCACAAGUACCACCUGGGCAGGCACCAGCGGACGCACGCAGGGGGCACCCCGCCCGUGUACUGAGCCCCAGGGCCUGUGCCACCGGCACCGGGGGGGCACGGGGAGGCGGGAAGGGGAGCCGCGCAGCAUUUCAAGAGAGGCUGGUCUCAAAUCCACAAGAACGCACGUUGCACCAGUGAAACGCCUAUGACACGGGGCUGGGUGCGGUGCUGGCACUAAGGGGGAGAGGCUUCUCAGACAUGCCACUGGUGACCACCCCCACGCCUCUCCCCCUGCAAGAACCCCAGUGUCACCUGAAAGGUCCUUGCAGGGAGGGAAAUCUCACCCCGGAAUGACACCUGCUUCCUGACAGGUUAUCACGAGCACGACAGAAUCGGAGUAAGAGCUAGAGAGAACUGGACGUGCUACAAAGCCAUAGGAAGUUGGGCAAACGCUGUUAAACUACGUGUGGUGGGGGGUCAAGGGGAAAAAAACCGACAGAGCUGGUUCUUGUUACUCUUCAGCAGCGAGAUUUCUCUCCUGUGUCCCCUUUUUGACUUCUCCUCUUUCCCCUGCCGAUGAGGAAUUAAACAAACAUAAGAAAAGCCA
Chelonia mydas (Green sea turtle) is the source of this 3356-nucleotide messenger RNA. Its product is annotated as zinc finger protein 883. Bases 1032 to 2831 code for a protein of 599 amino acids. The record is from RefSeq and is a predicted model, not a curated record. Lineage: Eukaryota; Metazoa; Chordata; Testudines; Cheloniidae. The transcript has 6 exons.